Messenger RNA from Chrysoperla carnea, 3081 nucleotides. RefSeq names its product zinc finger protein 16-like. The transcript has 9 exons. Gene Ontology annotation, molecular function: zinc ion binding. NCBI's taxonomy places the organism in Eukaryota, Metazoa, Arthropoda, Insecta, Neuroptera, Chrysopidae. Gene Ontology annotation, cellular component: nucleus. The record is from RefSeq and is a predicted model, not a curated record. The coding region runs from base 1 to 3081 and encodes 1026 amino acids.
AUGCGACUAAUUAUUGAAAUAUUAAUAGAAUGUGCUUCAGCUAAUAUAUCCACAGAUGAUUUAUUACCAAAAAAUAUAUGCAUUCAAUGUUCCACUUACACGGAACAAAGUUACAAACUUAGAACUCAAUGUUUAGAAUCUGAAAAAAUAUUACAUAGGGCUCUCGAAAAUUUACGAAUCAAAGAGGAAUAUCCAUUUCAUAAUGAAAUUGAUAUCGACGAUAAUUUUUGUAUAAAUGAGGAAAAUGUUUGUAAAAUUGAGGAAGUUGAAGAAGAUUUAUUAAAUGAAGAACAGGUUGAAACAACGAUCACUAAAGUUUUAAACAAAGAUGAAAUCGAUAAUUAUCAAUGUGAAAAUUGUUCAGGAAGAUUUUCAUGUGUACUCGAAUUACAUAUUCAUACCAAAAAUAUCCAUUUAGAUUCAACAAUACAAUGUCCAUUUUGUAAAAAGAUGUUUACAAAUACUCAUCCUCUUAAAGUACACUGUAAGGAGUUUAAUCGUUGUAAUAUAUGCGGGGAAAAGUGUGGAUGCAGGAAUAAUUUAAUUAAACAUAGAAAAAUUCAUCAAACAUGUGAAAUAUGUGGCAAGAAAUUUGGUAACUUAACUAAAUGUAUUAAUCAUAAAAUGGUUCAUUCUGGUGAAAAACCUCAUUUAUGUCCUCAUUGUGGGAAAGCUUUUGCAGAUUAUAAAAAUUUACAAGAUCAUAUACGAAUUCACACUGGGGAAAAACCAUUUCAGUGUACGCUUUGUGACGCCAAAUUUAGAGUUAGUUUUGGUUUGAAAGCGCAUUUAACUUCUCACUCCAACGAAAGAAAGUAUUCGUGUGAAAUAUGUAAUGCUUCGUACAAACGAAAAUCGGCAUUAAACGAACAUAUGAAGACCCAUAACAAUUUAAUAUACCAAUGUAAUGUUUGCGAUAAACAACUUCAAACUAGUGAUGGUUUACGAGGUCAUCGAAAGAUACAUACAGAUGAACCGAAACAUGUUUGUACGUACUGUGAUAAACGAUUUUUAGAAAAGUAUAAUUUAAGAACUCAUAUGAGAACGCAUACUGGAGAAAAACCAUUUGCUUGUGAUUUAUGUGGAAAGAAGUUUACUCACAAACAAUCCAUUUAUACUCAUCAAAAAUAUUGUAGGAAAAAAUUAAAAUCAAAUAUAGAACAAUCAAAAUCACAUAGAAACUUGGAAAAAAAAAUUGAAAUCGAACAAAAUAGGACUUGCAAAGAAAUUUCAAUAAUGUCGAAUAAUUUAUUUUGUAAUGAACAAAGUUCUAUGCAUAUGAGUGAUGAACUCAUUAAAGUGGAACAUGAAUUACAACCAGAAACAGAAUUAAUAGUUAAGGAAGAAGUAUGGGAAGAAAAUGUUGCUGCUGCUGAACUACAACAAAAUGAAGAUAAAGUGUUUUCCUGUGAUAAAAUAUUUACGGCAGAAAUCAGUUCAAUUGUGCAUAAACGAAUCCCUAAGCGGGGAAAGCGUUACUCUUGUAACUCUUGUAAUAAAAAAUUUACCAAGAUAUCUAAUUUACGUGAACAUAAACUUAUUCAUUCUAAAGAAAAUAAUUUUUCUUGUGAUGAUUGUGGUAAAAAAUUUACUCGUCAAAGCAGUUUAACUCGACAUAAACGUAAAAUGCACGCUGAAAAAAAACUACCAGAUGUACAAGAAAGUUCUUUUAAUUGUGAGCAAGAUCAGAUAAAUGGAUCUUUUUCAUGCGAUGUUUGUGAACAAAUGUUUGAAUCGGAGUUUAAUUUUGUUACACAUAAACGUUUUCACACUGACGAGUCAUUUUCAUGUGAAGUUUGUGAAAAAGCUUUUACCCAUUUAUUAGAACAUAAAAUUUUGAAAAUUGAAGAUAAGCCGUUGUAUAUUAAAGCGGAAAAACAAUUACAUACAGAAUUCGUUCUUAAAGAAGAAGCACCAGAGGAAAGUAUUUCACCGGAAGAAAUUCAUCAGGAUGAUGAUAAACAUUUUUCUUAUGAAUCAGAUGGAAAUUUAUCAGAAGAACAUGAAAAAACUGAAAGCGAAGAAAAACAAUUUUGUUGUGAUAUUUGUGAUAAAAUAUUUACGACGAAAAGUAACCUAACCCAACAUGAACUUACGCAUUCCGCAGAAAGGCCAUACACCUGUGAUUUAUGUGGAAAAUCAUUUACCAUCAAAAAAUACCUAAUUGAUCAUCAACGUUCUAUUCAUGUCGAAGAAAAACCAUAUUCGUGUACAUUUUGUGGAAAGAAAUUUUCCGCAAAAUACGUUUUAGUCGAGCAUGAACGAAAACAUACCGGAGAAAAACCAUUUUCAUGUGAUGUCUGUGGUAAAACAUUUCAUGCGAGAACAAAUCUUCUUAAACAUCGUCGAAUUCACACCGAAAACGAGAAAUGUUAUUUAUGUGAGAUUUGUAAUAAAACUUUUACACAACAACGUUAUUUAAACGAACAUAAAUUAACACAUUCUACGGAAAAAUGCUUUUCCUGUGAUGUUUGUGGUAAAACAUUUGGUGUGAAAAGUUAUUUAGUUCGACAUCAACGAACUCAUACCGGUGAAAAACCAUUUGCAUGUGAUAUUUGUGAUAAACGAUUUUCACGACAGUGCCAUUUACGUCGACAUAAACGAGCUCAUACUGGUGAAAAACCAUAUCCGUGUGAUGUUUGUGGGAAAACUUUCACGACCCGAGGCAUUUUAAAAGUGCAUCAACGACUGCAUACCGGCGAAAAAAAGUAUACAUGUGAUCUUUGUAAUAAAAAAUUUGCUCAUCGAAAUACUUUAGUUCAACAUCUUAAAUCGCACACGGGAGAGAAACCGUUUUCAUGUGAUAUUUGUAACGAGAGUUUUGCCCGACGAAGUCAUUUACAAAGACACAAACGAACUCAUUCGGGUGAGAAACCAUAUUCGUGUGAAACAUGUGAACGAAAGUUUGCACAUAAAAAUAAUUUGGUUUCACAUAGAAGAACUCAUACCGGAGAGAAACGUUUUUCAUGUGAUGUUUGUGGGAAAUCAUUUACGCGGAGAAAAAUUUUGCUUGCACAUCAACAGAGAACUCAUAAUGGUGAUAAAAUUUUACCGGUUAACAAUUUUAUGUUAAAAAUGUAA